Aureobasidium uvarum is the source of this 1161-nucleotide messenger RNA. NCBI's taxonomy places the organism in Eukaryota, Fungi, Ascomycota, Dothideomycetes, Dothideales, Saccotheciaceae. The record is from the annotation of a GenBank genome assembly.
AUGGGUAUCAAGCACCUCUUCCAAGUCAUCGACGAGCACUGUCCAGAUGCUGUCAAGACUGGAGAAAUCAAGAACCAAUUCGGUCGCAAGGUCGCCAUCGAUGCAUCCAUGUCACUGUACUCGUUUCUCAUCGCCGUCCGCUCCGAAGGUCAACAGUUGAUGAACGAAUCUGGAGAGACAACCUCACAUCUCAUGGGAAUGUUCUACCGCACACUGCGCAUGGCCGACAACGGCAUCAAGCCCCUCUACGUCUUCGAUGGUGCUCCGCCAAAACUUAAGUCUGGAGAACUCGCCAAACGCUUCCAGCGCAAGACUGAAGCCGAAGAAGCACACGAAGAGGCCAAAGAGACGGGUACUGCUGAGGAUAUGGAAAAGUUCAGUCGCCGUACUGUUCGUGUCACGAGAGAACACAAUGCUGAAGCUCAGCGAUUGCUCAAGCUGAUGGGCAUUCCCUUCAUCAUUGCUCCAACCGAGGCCGAGGCUCAAUGCGCUGCCCUGGCUCGUGCCGGCAAAGUCUAUGCUGCUGCCAGCGAGGAUAUGGAUACAUUGACCUUCAACGCCCCUGUGCUUCUCCGCAAGCUCACAUUCAGUGAACAACGCAAGGAACCCAUCCAGGAAAUCCAUCUGGACAAGGUUCUGGAAGNNUUCAUCGACAUGUGCAUUCUGCUCGGCUGCGAUUACGUCGAUCCUGUCAAGGGCGUUGGCCCCAAGGUCGCCUAUACCAUGAUCAAGGAACACAAAAGUCUCGAGGCUGUUGUCGAUAUGCUCGAAAACAACAAGAAGUACACAAUUCCAGACGACUGGCCUUGGGCCGAAGCCAAAAUUCUCUUCAAAGAACCUGAUGUCCGACCUGCCGAUGAUCCUGAGUGCGACUUCGAGUGGAAGGCACCUGAUGUUGAGGGUCUUGUCAAGUUCCUUGUCGAGGAAAAGGGCUUCAGUGAAGACAGAGUCAAGAACGGAGCUGCCCGUCUCGCAAAAAGUCUAAAGAGUGCACAGCAAAGCAGACUCGAAGGUUUCUUCAAGCCAGUCGCCAAGACUCCUGAAGAGCAGGCAAGCUUGAAACGAAAGAAUGAAGCCAAGCAGGAGGAGAAGAAAAAGAAGCAGAAGCAGUCAGCCAAGGAGAAGAAGGAGGCUAAGGCUAAGCCUAGAGGUACCGCCUAA